Molecule: messenger RNA, 4050 nt
Organism: Gasterosteus aculeatus aculeatus (three-spined stickleback)
Lineage: Eukaryota; Metazoa; Chordata; Actinopteri; Perciformes; Gasterosteidae
Source: RefSeq, a predicted model, not a curated record
GGACGGACAAACUAGGGCUGAGAGACGGACGGACAGUCAGUUUGCUCUUCCCCCUCCUCCUUCACCUCCUCCUCCUCCUCCUCCUCCCCGCUUGACUGACACACACUCACAUGCACGCACACACGCACGCACACACACGCGCGCGCGCACACACAGGCGCUCGGCACAGACAGAGACAUGCAUGCACAGCAUCCACUUUUUGCAAACGCGCAGGCUGCGCAUCCGAGCGGGCAGUAAUUGGACAGCGGAGAUCCACAGCCGAUGAGGGCAUUUCAUGUCCAGCCUGCCCGGGAAUCACUGUGACCCCGACGGGAAGGAGUUUCGACUUGACAGGAUGGGGGGAGUAAGUGAAGGAGAUGAUGUGUUGGCUCGAUGGAGUGAUGGACUACUGUACCUCGGCAAUGUGAAAAGAGUAGACGGAGUCAAGCAAAGUUGUCUGGUGAGAUUUGAGGACAACUCAGAGUUCUGGGUGCUGAGGAAGGACAUUCACUCGUUCGCUGCCGGAGUGGAAGAAGUUUGCUGUAUUUGCGACGCUCCUCCUCUUAAAGAACCCCUCGUAAAUUGUCUUAAGUGUCGGCACGGUUAUCACGCAGAGUGCCACACGCCAGCCAUCGAACCGGAGGCUGACAGCGAUUCGUGGAUAUGUCGGCAAUGUGUCUUUGCAGUCGCAACCAAGAGAGGCGGGGCGCUGAAGCGGGGACGCUUCGCCCGGCUCAUGCAGUUCAUGAAACUGCGGCUUCCCUACCAGCUGUCGUCACUGGACUGGGACCCGCAGCAUCUGACCAAUCAGCAGCAGUGCUACUGCUACUGCGCCGGACCUGGAGAGUGGAACCUGAAGAUGUUGCAGUGUGGAAGCUGUGGUCAGUGGUUCCACGAGGCCUGCACACAGUGUCUGACCAAGCCACUGCUGUAUGGAGACAGGUUUUAUCAGUUCCAGUGCUCCGUGUGUACGAAGGGACCGGAGACCAUCCAGAGACUACCCAUGACCUGGAUGGAUUUGGCUCAUUUGGUGCUCUACCAUCUCUCGCUGUGCUGCAAGAGGAAAUACUUUGAUUUUGACCAUGAAAUCCUGUCCUUCACCAACGAGAACUGGGACUCGUUGCUCCUGGGCGCGCUCUCUGACACGCCGCGGCAGGACCGCUGUCACAAUCUCCUCAACGCUCUGAACUCCCACAAGGACAGGUUCGUCUCCGGAAAGGAGAUCAAGAAGAAGAAGUGUCUCUUUGGGCUUCAGGUGCGAGCCCCGCCUCCGCUGACGUCCGAUUCGUCGCCCCUCAUCACCGACCAGCCUAUCAACAUCACGCACCGGAGAAGCCCUUUGUCACUACCCUGUCAGAGGAGAGUGGGGGGGUCGGAGUCGCGUAAAUCGAAGCGGCGCAUCAUGGAGACACAGGCUUGUCCGCCGCCAGCCGCUGCCAACCCCAUUGAGCUGCGGCCAUGUUGCCAUGGCUACACGGGAGGGGCCAACAUCUGCAGCUCCAGGAGGUCAGAGGAGGAACUUGGUUUGAGCUCUCCUCCCAAGCGGAUGUACGCUCUGUACCACAGCACGUACAACGGAAACACGGCCCUCUCCAGGGGCCUCCACCACUACAACAGCGCGGAGGACACCUGCAGAGUGCCGCCCCCUUGCUUCCCAUACCCCCUCAACUCCAACGGCAGCCAUCACCACCACCACCACCACCAUCACCACCCCCACCAGCAACACCACACCCACCAGCACCAGCCUGGGCAGAAGCAGCCGGAGCCCCUCAUCCUACGCGACGUACCCCCGUACCAGGCCAGUAUGGGCGUAGGGGGCGGCGUGGGCGGCGGAGGAGGAGGAGGAGGAGGCGGAGGAGGAGGAGGAGGAGGAGGUGGGGUGGUUGUCGGAGGGGGGGACGGCUCGGGGGCCAGGAGCUGGGGAGGAAGCGAGGCGGUGAGGAUCUUGGCGAGGCGCGUCACACCGGACGGGAAGGUGCAGUACCUUGUGGAGUGGGAGAACGUGAAUUUGUGCUGACACGCAGAGACGCAAUGACUGUUUUGCGGUUGCCAAGGGAACGCUGUGUGUGUGUGUAAAACGUGGCAGUGUUUAAAGUACAGACUAAACAAAAAGGGGGGGGGGGUGGUGAUCUCUACGCGUUGCAAAUCCAGGUUGCUCUCUUAGAAUCGCCUCUAUUCUGCAUCGUUAGACGUCACUACUCGUUUUUCAAUGUCCCUCUUUGCGAGUGUUCUCUGGUAUUUGUACUGUUAACUUUGGAAUAUGCAUUUGCAUUUAUCACGUUUAAAAGUGGUGGGGAUGAAGGUACUCAAACCUCCUGAUGAUUUGUCAAUUUGCUAAUCAAGGAGCGCACGUGUUUAUUUGUCCACUGUGGAUUAGCAACAAGACAUUUAGCAAAGACGGAUUACUGCUUUUUCAUUGCUUGGGUGAUAUCGGGGAAAUUUCAUAAAUUUUUUACUUUAAUUGUCCUUUAGACAACAUGCUGCAAAUUUAAAGGCACAGUCGGGAGUGUUUCAAAUAACAGAGCAAAAGCUUUGAGAAAUUCAUUUAAAUCAACAAUUUGAUGUGACUGUUCACACAAGCAUAUAUGAAUAAAACAGUUCGAAAUUACCGACGUUGAACUGAAAUCCUCCGGAGGUUUUUGUAUUUUUUCCUCAUAUGUUAAUAAGAGAUUGCAAACAUGUUGUUAUGGGGUUUCUUAUUUGUUAAGUUACAUUUCAUACAUAAUUUACAUUUAAACUACUGUAUUAGAAAUAGAAGCCACGAGAAGGCUUUUGUUUUAUAGAUAGAAUUAUAUAUUCACAGUAUAUUGCUAUGGUCAAAUAACUUUUAUUUUUUUUGGCGUGGUUGAAUAGUGCCUAUUUGGGUUGCGUACCUGCCGGUUGGUGUGCCGACCCGAGUCGACCGAUCAGACGACGGAGAGAUGAGCGAGGCCGUGUUGCCAGUAGACCAGAGGACGGCUCUCUAUCCGUUCACAGAUACACCCACGCGGGUCACGAGGACCAGCCGUCAUGUUGAGUUGUUUUAAUCACAACAGGACUGUGGCGUCGCUGUACAUUCCAAACGAAAAAAGGGACAAACAUGUUAUUGAAAUGUCUGUUUGAAGUCAUCAGAAUGGAAAUUAUUUUGAAAGAAUGCAGGGUUUCUUUUUAUUCUUCCUCUUUGUUUUUUGUUUUUUUUGAUGGGUGUUAAAUGUCAUGAAGAACUAAAGGUCCAGUUCAGGUUCAGGUUCAGGUUCACGUUCAAAGGAACAGUACAGGUAAAGAAGACGCGGAUAGGCCCGACUCCUCGCUCCAUCCCCUAGUUUCUUCCAGGGCCUAACAGUCUUAUUAUUUAAAGAAUACAACACGGCAGCAUCAUGCGGGAGUUCACACGCCGACUGAGGCGCUGGAGUUGGAAUCCAUCUUCGUGCAAACAGGUCACAUAAAUCUAGAAGACGGCGGUGCAAGUUUCAGAGUUUAUAUUUUAUACAGAGGUUUAUUUCAGCAACCUGUGCGAUAAAACUCACACACUCCUCUACAUUCGUCGGUUUUAUCUUUCAGGAAAGGCCGCAUCGCAGUUUGAGUUGACAAAAGCAAAGGACAAACACAGCGUUUACACUCUCACAGUCGAACCGAUGCAAUCCUCUCAGAUCUAAUUUCAAACCCGACAUCUCUUUUGAAUUAUCUCCUGUGCACAUUUCCGGUGGAAUUCUGUUGAUUGCGGUCGUCAUCCUCCUCAGUGAUUCUUGUAGCUUAUUAGGGGAAGGGGCGUGUUGAACCUCUCUAGGCGAAGGUGAUGAAUGUAUUUGUGUGUUUUCUAUGGUAUGUCUAUACCCGUCAAGUGCUCGUGAUAGGUCGUACUCGAGGUGGAACUCAACCCGAUUCGUUCAAAAACAAUAAAAAAUAAAUAAAAAGGAGGAAAUGAAGACAUCAACAUUGAGGAACAUUAUUUAUUUUGGGAGAUGUAGUCUUAAGUAGUCGAGUCCAGGUUCAGUUUGAUGUAUUUUUUGGAGAAAUUACGUUUGUACAUGUGUACUCUGCGUUGACACCUAAUAUGUUACAUGAAUAAUAAAAAGAAAAUGUUUCCCCUCA